AUGGAUCUUAUUGAUCCCUCGGUUUUUGGUAAUCGUUUCACGUGGUUUAGUGGUGAUGGUAAAUCAAUGAGUAGAAUCGACAGAUUUCUUGUGGAUUCGGCUUUUAUUAACAGAUGGGGUAUGAUAGGGCAAUCGAUUGGGAAGCGAGAUAUCUCCGAGCAUUGCCCUAUUUGGAUGAAGAUCGAGGAAAGGAAUUGGGGUCCUAAACUGUUUAAAACUAAAAACUCUUGGUUUGAUCACCCUCAUUUUAUCAAAUUUUUCGAAGAAAACUGGAGGAGUUAUGACGUUGUUGGGAGAAGUGAUUUUAUGCUUAAAGAGAAAUUUAAGAUGCUUAGAGGAGAUUUAAAAAUUUGGAGUAAAGAGGUGUUUGGGUGGUAUGAUUUAAAGGUGAAGGAGGAGGUGGAUAUUAUCAACAAGGUGGAGAUGGAAUUGAUUGAGGCUGCAGUCAAAGACGUGGAAGGUUUAGUGGCGAGAAGAUCUGAAGCUUGCAAAGUUGUUUGGCAUAAUUUGCACGUCAAAGACAACUUAAUCAUCUAG
Messenger RNA from Lathyrus sativus (Indian pea), 537 nucleotides. The record is from the annotation of a GenBank genome assembly. NCBI's taxonomy places the organism in Eukaryota, Viridiplantae, Streptophyta, Magnoliopsida, Fabales, Fabaceae.